GGGUAAAGAUCUCAUUACAACUCUGUGAAAUGUAGGCGACACAGGAACAGUGUCCCAGACUUGACCAAGCUAAAUGAUCAAACCAUUUAACCGUUAGGUGUUUUACAUCGCAGAUCGAUAUCUCAUCAGAAUCCACUUGGUGCCCAUAUCGCAUGUCAUAAUGUCAAAGUCGGAUUUCCCUCCAGCCUAUGAAGAUGCACUGCAUGGCCCUAGGCCCCGGCAUGGGAACUACCCACAGCCCCCACCAGCAUAUGGACCAUACCCUGCUCAGUCCUCAGCACAAUACCCAGGACAAGCAGGGUACCCUCUGGGCUACCCUCCAUCUGGGAUGCCUUAUUCCAUUCCUCUAGGAAUGCCCACCUCCAACACAGUGGAAGACGAUGAAUUUGCAUAUUCUACAGCAUGGGAAAGCAUUUCUARUCGACAUGCAUUCAUCCGAAAAGUGUACUUAAUAUUGGCUGCUCAGCUCAUCGUCACUGUAUCAAUCGUGGCUGUGUUUACAUUUGUUGAGGAAGUCCGUGCGUUUGUCAUUAGGAACCCAGCCGUGUAUUGGGCAUCUUUCGCUGUUUAUUUUGUCACUUACUGCCUUCUUGUCUGCUGCAAAGGGCCAGGGAGACGCUUUCCUUGGAACUUUGUGCUGCUGGCCAUUUUUACACUGGCCAUGUCCUACAUGACAGGAACAAUAUCAAGCUACUAUGACACAAAAGCAGUGUUUCUGACCAUUGGAAUAACAGCAAUAGUGUGCAUAAUUGUCACCAUCUUCUGCUUUCAAACUAAGGUGGAUUUUACAUCUUGUGGGGGACUUUUCAGUAUUCUUGCCAUCGUAGUCUUGGUUACUGGGAUCAUCACAGCCAUCGUACUAUCCUUUAAAUAUGUCCCAUGGCUUCAUAUGCUCUAUGCUGCAAUUGGAGCUGUCGUUUACACCCUGUUUUUAGCAUACAACACCCAGCUUCUCAUCGGAAACCGCAAGCUUUCCAUCAGCCCAGAGGAGUAUGUUUUUGGAGCACUUUCACUUUAUGUUGAUAUUGUCCAGAUCUUCAUUUUCCUCCUGCAACUAGUUGGGGCUUCCACAGAUUAAAGGCAGGAGGAUGACAUACAACCUAGUGUGGAUAGAUCCUUCUUAUAUUGUAUUUUUUCACCUCAAACUGUUGCUGCUCAUACAGGACUGUAAAUUAUACUUAUUUUUUUGUCUUUUAAAGCCAUUAACAUAACCCUAUGAGAGUGCUGCAAACUUUCAAUUAAGAUUAUAUAUUUAUAGUAUAUUUACUUAUUAUUCCCAGAAUGGAUGUUGGUUAUGUGAUGAUUUGGUAAGUUAUGAAUGCAAUAUGCAUACAUGAUUGUCUGAAUCGCAUUUGAUUUGACCUACAUAUGUUUAAAAUACAUUUCGUUGCCUUUUUCCUUAAACUGUAAGAAUGGAAAACAUAAUUAAUGCAUUGUCAAAAUGGCUCAAUAAACUGUCUUUGUAUGCA
Messenger RNA from Salvelinus sp. IW2-2015, 1469 nucleotides. RefSeq names its product protein lifeguard 3. NCBI's taxonomy places the organism in Eukaryota, Metazoa, Chordata, Actinopteri, Salmoniformes, Salmonidae. Gene Ontology annotation, biological process: negative regulation of apoptotic signaling pathway. Gene Ontology annotation, cellular component: Golgi apparatus; endoplasmic reticulum. The record is from RefSeq and is a predicted model, not a curated record.